This is a messenger RNA of Myxocyprinus asiaticus (Chinese sucker), 3525 nucleotides long. Its product is annotated as reticulon-1-A-like. The record is from RefSeq and is a predicted model, not a curated record. Gene Ontology annotation, biological process: neuron differentiation; endoplasmic reticulum tubular network formation; brain development. The transcript has 9 exons. Gene Ontology annotation, cellular component: postsynaptic density; neuron projection. Lineage: Eukaryota; Metazoa; Chordata; Actinopteri; Cypriniformes; Catostomidae. The coding region runs from base 260 to 2725 and encodes 821 amino acids.
UCGGACAGUCCUUUAACCGGAAUGUCGCUCUCUCUCCGUCCUAAAUCCGUGCCAAACGCGAGCCGCACAGAUACAGUGACGUCAGCUCCGAGACACUGAACCAAACACAUCAAGCCCCACUGGCUGCGCUGCCGCGAGACGGGAAGCAUCGGCCAUAUUAAGCGUCACAUCUUUGAAUUCCUCCUUCAAUUUAAAAGAAUCAGUCUCGCCGCGGAGCAAACCUACUGCGCCGUGAUCUCUGUGUGCAAUUAUUGUAAGCAUGUCCGCUAAUUUGAGCGAGGGGCCGGGUUUGGAUGAGAAAUGGUUCGGAGAGGAGGAGGAGGAGGAGGAGGAGGAGAAGAAGAACAGGAUGUUUGGGAGCACAGGGCCCCGUUUCGACGAGAUGCGGGACGAUCUGGACGCGAAAUGCUGGGAGACAACGAACUCGCCCAAGCAACAAUUCCAUCCCUUUGAAGGAAGCGACGUUGCCAUGGAAACUGCAUCUACAGGUGAAUCUCUGUCUGACAUGCAUUUGAAGUCAUCCCCAGGUGAGGGGGAUCUGUACACAUCUCUCCUUUCCUCUAAGUCCUCCUCCAAUCCUUUCAGUGAUGGCACUCCUCUAUUCUCCUCCGAGGGCAACCGUUCUCCUCCUGCUCCCACCGGAACCGACUCCGGCAUCUGCAUGACACCGGGAGACCCCUCAGACCAUCAUAUGACCCUGCAGGGCUCACACAAGCCUGACCACUACAGCUACAUGGACAUGGGUGAUGAUCUGUCUGAUUUUGGUAGUGUUGGCAGUGCCAAGAAUAAGCAGCAGCCUCCCAUGUGUGUCUAUGGAGAUGAUGACGAUGAUGAUGAAGAUGAAGAUGAUAUUCAAAACUUAAAGCCGAAGAACCAAGAAAAGGAAAGUAAAGAAUCCAGCCACGACCCCUUUGAUCUGGGUCGCUAUUUGGAGAAGAGCCCUCUUGGUUCUGAAGAUGUGGAGGUGAAGGACGUUAAGGGAUCAGCAGGCGGGCAGCACACGUUUCCAUACGUGGAGGAUCCUUCGGACGAGGAGAUGGCAGAUUACCGAUCGUAUCGCAGGAUGGAAACGCCACAGAGUGUCAGCCCUGUGAAGAUCACUGUGACUACAGAGUCCCACACCGCAACAACCCAGGCAAUGAGAGUGUCUCCACAAGGGGGAGUGUCCGAGAGAGAGAGUGUGCUCAGUCUUGGUCAGCAGGGUCUUCCCACUGUUACACUGUCAGAACCAGAAGAUGACAGCGCGGCCUCCUCAGCUAACCACUCCCCUAACCACUCCCCUACAGGCCGAGAAUCUCCAUCUGACGUUCUAUUCCAGCCUGCAGGAAUGAAGUCUGUGAGCUCCACCCAAGAUUCUAGCAACACCAUUUAUCAUUCCAAUCUUCCAGGAGACCAGAACAUGAAGGGCACCACUAAACCUUCCUCCCCAUGGAUGCAAGAACUUGAAUGCAGUGGAGAUGAGUCUGGAGAUUCAGAGAUUGAGCAAGUGGCUGAAGAAUCUGAUUCACCAACACACGACUUGACAUCCAAGACUCCACCAGCAAAAGGUGGAUUCAGCCAACCAAGCAACCCAUUUGAGCAGACCAGCUACACAUCUAUCACCGAUAAAGCUAGCAACCCAUUUGAAAAGCCUCAAACCAAGGUCAGUGCUAGUAACCCAUUUGAGCUGUCUGGAGGUACAAAGGGUGGUUUCGGUCAAUCCAGCAACCCACCGCUCUACAGUCUGCUAAGAGAGGAGAGGGAGGCAGAGCUCGACAGUGACCUGCUAAUCGAAUCCGCUUCUGAGGAGAGUCCCAAGCGGGAACAGGAAUACUCUGCUCCAAAACAUCCUGAAACAUCUUCUCUGACUUCGGGCCUUACUCCCUCUAAACCCAUCACAUCUUCCAGCGCCUUGGCCUCUCCCUUCCCUGAACCCCCAACCAGCACCUUGAGAGAAAAUGAGAAAGAGAAAGAAAAGGAGAAACCAGCCGCUGUUGAGAAGCCCAAGCUGCAACCAGAGGACAGCUGGUCCACCAAACCUAGGCCUGCAGUAAUGGGAACAUCUACAGCAACUCUGGAGCCAAGUCAGGACAAGGAGAUCAAAAGUAAAAGCAGUACUGAGAGUACACCCACAGAGAAAGAGGCAGCUCUACCCUUCUUCCAGAGCAUCAACAGACAGAAAGUGGUAGAUCUGUUACACUGGCGGGAUCUGAAGCAGUCUGGACUGGUGUUCGGCAGCAUGUUGCUGCUGCUGUUCUCUUUAACCCAGUUCAGUGUGGUGAGCGUGGUAGCGUAUCUCGCUCUGGCUGUCCUCUCUGCCACCAUCAGCUUCCGAGUCUACAAAUCAGUCCUGCAGGCAGUGCAGAAAACCGACGAGGGACAUCCUUUCAAGGCAUAUCUGGAGGUAGAGAUCACUCUGUCAGCAGAUCAGAUCAGUAAGUAUGUGGAUAAAACUCAGCUGUAUGUCAACACUACCAUGAAGGAGCUUCGCAGGCUGUUCCUGGUUCAGGAUCUGGUGGACUCCAUAAAGUUUGCAGUGUUGAUGUGGUUGUUGACCUAUGUGGGCGCUCUUUUUAAUGGCCUGACCCUGCUGAUUCUUGCUGUAGUUUCCAUGUUCACCGUGCCAGUUGUUUACGAGAAGUACCAGACGCAGAUUGAUCAAUACUUGGGCCUGGUGCGCUCCAAUGUUAACUCAAUAAUGGGAAAAAUUAGAGACAAGGUUCCAGGGGCCAAAAAGAAGGAAUAAACUCUCCGCUUCUAUACAAAUAAACACUAUAGCCAGUAAAAAUGACAACUUUUGCCAGCACUAAAGGACCCCAACUACAUAGGAGGCCAAUAUACCACCUCAAAAAACAUAGUCAUGUUAGUAUAAUGGUACCUUAAAAAAAAACACUGUUGCCAGUCACUGGUGAAGCCCUGCACUAAUAGCUAACACUGAUUCACAAACAUAACACCUUGUGGGCGACCGUAGAGCUAUAGAUAUACCAGAGGGAUGCAAAGUGCUUCUCUCUUCCAUUGCUUCUGUUUCAAGUGCAUGAAGUCCAGUCUUGAGUAAAUAUUUGCUAUCUCUACAGUGUUCUUUUUCUCUCUCUCUGCUUUGUUGCAAUUCAUAUUUCCUGCUGUAAAAUGUGACACAAAAAUGAAGCUCACGCCUGUCAUAUAAUCUCCUGCUGCCAUGUCGAUUAAUUGCUUAAAUUCACUGUCACUGGCUCUAUGUACAGACAUACUUAUAAGUCGAACUGUGAAUUGGUUACUUUUUUGUUCUUUUCUGUGUAUCUGAGCACAAUGAUAAUUUGAAGAUGUUAUGACUAAAUGUGGUAACUGUAAUUUUUUUUUGCAAAUCAGUAGGGACACAUGUAUGAGUUUAAAGAAAAGCUUUGUGGUCCUUCUGUAGGGCCCCUGACGGUCAGACUGCAGAGCAACUUCAGCUGUACUAAACUCUGUCCAACUUUGUACAAUGUUCAGUGUUCGGUUAUUUUAAAGUCUUUAACUAUUUGCACUCUGUAUUUAAUUGACGAAAGAGAAAAAUAAAUGUUCCUUAAUGUA